This is a messenger RNA of Cotesia congregata, 996 nucleotides long. The record is from the annotation of a GenBank genome assembly. Lineage: Eukaryota; Metazoa; Arthropoda; Insecta; Hymenoptera; Braconidae.
AGAAAUAUUAAAUGUGUAUCUGAUAUUGAAUCAGUUAUAGCUGUGCUAGCUGAUAAAAACGUUUUAGAUAAUAAAUUUUUCAACACAAUAGACUUUAAAAUGAAGAUGGAGGCUGAUUUGAGGAAGGAGCAGUUAAAGAAGGCUACAGACAGGAUACAGCGUGAAAUUGAAGAGGUCACUGAGCGUGAGCACGAGUUGAGAAACGUCGGAAGUAUUAAAACAACAUCACACGAAACUGUUGAUUCUAAGGUUCGGCGGAUGCCACAAGCAUUAAUAUCGGGAAAGUUAAAACGCACUACGUCGACACCUCAGAUAUUGGAGCCUUCAGUUACGCUGACAUCAGUCAACAAUAAAAAUAGUAUCAACAAUCAUCUCAUACCCAAAAUGACUAAUGGAGUAAUAUCAGCACGUACAACGCAAACCCCGUUGAGGUUCGCUACCUCACCCAGUCAAAAAGGAUUAAUGCACAGGUUCCUGGCAACCCGCGGAAGGAUUUUCAACAAAAACUCAUCACCACCUGCCGAUUGUUUGUCACCACCUCCGACUCCAGCAAUAGUUUUGAACCCUCAGAGCAUUCGUGCUCUGAGCAAAAGCUUGGAGGUGAGGAUAGAACCUGAUGACGAGCCGAAGAAACCACAGACCAGGAAAGGAUACGUUCCGGUUGAAGAGAAAAUUCAGAGAGAACUCAAUGAUAUGAAAGAACGAGAAAAUGAAUUAAGGUUGAUGAGGUCAAGGAUGCUGGCUAAAUCUCAGCCAAACCUGAUUGAAAUCGGCAAUGACAAUGAUUCAGAUAUUUACGAUGGCUCGAAUUCUCUAAGAAGUGGGACAUCCUCGAAUACACUUAAUGAUGAUGACUCAGAUCGAGGAGAAAAUAGAGGUGGCAAACACAAACCAAAUCCACGUCGUCGUAGUACACUUAUUGCUCAGUGGGAAAAUCUUAUUGCCGCUAACAAGGAGUCUCUGGAAAAUGGAAAUGAAAAUGAGAAUAAUGUUUAA